AUGGGUUUCCUUGGCCUUGGAUACCGUCGACCUGCACGGGUCGACCACCAUCGAGAGUCCAUCGACACCAUAGAUGACUCCAUCCGAUCAGGUCGUUCAGGUGCCUCAGCAGGUGUCCCGGAGGCCUUGACCUUCGACAAGAUCAUUGAGGGCGGUACCUGCCCGCCAUGCACCAUCCGCGACUUCAUGAACUAUCUCAUAUAUGUCGAGCUGUCGGCCGAGAACCUCCAAUUUUUCCUGUGGCACCGGGACUAUGUCCAGCGAUUCAAUAGCGCAAAAACCAGCGACAUUGCCCUGGCACCAGAAUGGACACAGGAGGAGCAGAAUGAGACGUUUACAAAGUUGCAGAAGGAGCACCGCGAAGGACUCAAGCGUGACCCAGCUGCCACCGCCGCAAUCUUCAAGGGGACAGACUUCGAGAAGGCAGGAGUCAUGAGCCCUACGACCAUGGACAAGCCGAGCCCCAUAUUCUCAAGCAACAACCCGUUCAACACACCACCGCGGACGCCGAAUGGUGACGCCAUGUCGGAUUUCACGGCCCAGAAUGCAAUGACCUAUCGGAGCCAGGCCCAAGAGGCGUUUGCCUCGGUGGGAGCCAAGGCGCCUUUUACAAUCCAGCCCUUCCGGGAGGAGAUAGACCGCGUCAUAGCAACAUACGUGAUGGACGACGCGCCGAGGCAACUGAACCUCUCAGCACGCGAACGCAAGCAACUACUCAUCGCGCUCAGCCAUACCACACAUCCCACAGCUUUCCGUCAGGUAUCACGGUCAGUAGAAAGCACACUUCGGAUGCAGGCGCACCCCAACUUCAUCCGGUGGAGCAUCUGCAACGGUAACACGGCGCGCGUCAAGUUCGCCAACCUGCUUGGGGCGUUCCUGAUCGUGGGCUCGAUUGCGGCGUGGAUCCUCCUCACACUGUCGUCGGUGCCGCGGGGGUUCCGGGCUAUCCCGGCCGCGGGCUUCGUGCUGGGCGUCAGCACACAGGUGGCGGCGAUCAAGGGCAUGUGCGUGGUACUGCACGGGAUGCACCACCGGCACGUGCGGCCGUGGGAGCUGUUCGUCGACGAGGAGAUGCUGGACGAUAUGUCGGCCGACGGCAAGUCGGCGCCCUAUAGCAAGAAGUCGUUUGAGAGCUUCGGCAGCUCCAAUAGUUACGAGGACGAGCCAUGGGUCAUCAAGUACGAGAAGCGUAACCUCGUGCGCAAGGUGUUCGACCGCGAGGUCUGGAUCCAGGAGCCCGCACUGAGGAGCAUCCAGGACACCAUCUUCGUCCAGGCCAUGCUCGUGGCGCUUUUGUCAGCCGGGGCACUGACGGCUGUUUUCGUGUGUGUGCCUGGUGGGCACUUUUAUUAA
Messenger RNA from Diaporthe amygdali, 1353 nucleotides. RefSeq lists its product as uncharacterized. The record is from RefSeq and is a predicted model, not a curated record. Lineage: Eukaryota; Fungi; Ascomycota; Sordariomycetes; Diaporthales; Diaporthaceae. Bases 1 to 1353 code for a protein of 450 amino acids. The transcript has 3 exons.